GCCUGCCAGUGUCCCUUCCUCUAAGCGUUGUCACUGAAAGCCUGAGCCCCCGAAAGAGGGAGGAAGGUUGACUUCAGAUACCCCAGCCCCGCCUCUUCCCCUGCUCAGCUUCCUCUCUGCACUUCCUGCCACUGCAGGCUUCUCCUCCGAGAACAGGUAGGGCCCCCAGGGACCGAGCAUCUGGCAUCUUCAGCCCCUCUGCCUCCCUUUGGUAUCAGGCAGCUGCCCCCCCACCAGCCCUGCCCAGCACCACCCACAGCCUCCUCCCCUGUCACCGUACCCAGGCAGGCAUCUGCCUUGCUCUCCCCUCCUCUCCCCUCCUUCCUGCUGUGGCCUGGGCAGGGCACCUGCACCUCCCCGCCCCACCUCUCUCCUUCCUAAUAACACCCUGGGCUUCUGGUCAAUAGGCUAAUUUAUUUGUUUAGCUGCUAGUUAUCCACAUGCUACACUGUCCCAAACAAGAAUGGAAGGCCCUGAGGGGAGGGGCCUGUCUUGUUCACCCUCUCUCCAGGGCACAGGCACAUAAUUCCCACCUGUAUUCAAUAGAUAUUGGUUGGAUGGGAAGGAAGGAAGGAAGGAAAGAUGGAUGGAUAGAAGGAAAGAAAAGGAGGCCGGGCGCGGUGGCUCACGCCUAUAAUCCCAGCACUUUGGGAGGCCGAGGCAGGUAGAUCACAAAGUCAAGAGAUCGAGACCAUCCUGGUCAACAAGGUGAAACCCCGUCUCUACUAAAAAUACAAAAAUUAGCUGGGCCUGGCGGUGUGCACCUGUAGUCCCAGCUACUCGGGAGGCUGAGGCAGGAGAAUUGCUUGAACCCAGAAGGUGGAGGUUGCGGUGAGCCGAGAUCCGUGAUACUGCACAUCAGUCUGGGUAACAAGAGUGGAACUCUGUCUCAAAAAAAAAAAAAAAAAAAGAAGGAAAGAAAAGGAAAGGAAGGAAGGAAGGACAGAUGGAAGGAAGGAAAAGCAGAAGGAAGGGAGGGAGGGAGGGUAGGUGGGUAGGUGGAUGGAAGGAAAGACAGGAUAGACGGAUGGAAAGAUGAUGGAUGGAAGGAAAGGAAGGAAGGGAGGGAGGGAGGAAGGAAGAGAAGGAGGGAGGGAGAGAGAGAGGGGUGAAUGGGUGGGUGGGUGGAGAAUGGAUGGAUCCUCCUCAGACCCAGGUGUCCUGCUCCUGGGACUGCUGCAGGGACAAGUGGCCACCCCAAGUGAUAACCCACACAGGACUCUACCUGGGUAGGAGCUGGGCUCUGAUGGGUGGAUGGAGAGAGAGGGACAGAUGUGCGAUGAAGCAGGGUGAGUAACAUGUUCAUGCUAGCAUCUCGGCAGUGGGCAUAUGGAUGUUUUCUGUACAAUUCUUUCAGCUUUUCUCUAUUUCUGAAAUGUUUCAUAAAAAAGCGCUGGGGGAGGACAUUCAAUGGUCCCGCCUCGGUGUGGGAAGGGAGGAAGAGGGGAUUGCAUUUCCCUACAGAUGCAUGCACUGUCUACUGUGGGCCAAUAACUUUUCCAGGCAUUGGGUUUUGGCAAGGGCUGGUCCACAUUCACACAGCUGCCGUAGCUGUUAAAAUCUUCAAAUAUUCCCUAUCACUUAAUAAAGACCUGUUGUUUUGAGUCCUCUUCCCACACCCCAAGGCACACUGGCCUCUCUCCUGGGAUCCACAGAUUCCCCACCAUCUGGAACUAAAGAAUUAACCCUUGCCAGCCAGGCACAGUGGCUCAUGCCUGUAAUUCCAGCACUUUGGGAGGCCAAGGUGGAUGGAUCACCUAAGGUCAGGAAUUGGAGACCAGCCUGGGUAACAUGGCAAAAGCUCAUUUCUACUAAAAAUACAAAAAUUAGCCAGGCAUGGUGGUGCAUGCUUGUUAAUUCCAAAUACUCGGGAGGCUGAGGCAGGAGAAUGGCUUGAAUCCAGGAGGAGGGGGUUGCAGUGAGCUAAGAUCACGCCAUUGCACUCCAGCUGGGGCAACAGAGCUAGAGUCCAUCUCAAAAAAAAAAAAAAAAAAGCAGCAAGCGGCCUCUGGGAUCCAUUCCGACUGGCCAGGGUCUCUGAUAUUGAUUGUAAAUAUCUCGAACACGACCCAGGGUCUGGAGCAGCCCUGAGAGUCCUAUCUUCCUCCCUUCCAGAGGCCAGGCCAUGACUCACUGGCUUCCUAUAUCCUGAGGAUGGCCCAGAGAGAGGAUGAGGCACCUGAGGUCCCCACAGAUGGGGAGAGGUGAGGGCUACUGGGGCUGAGGCUGCACUCUCCUUCCGUCCAACACCUCCCUCACUACAGAACCCUGAACUGCUCUCUGAGCCUCUGCCUUGCCCUUUCCUGUACCUUUGACCUUACCUCCAUGUCCCACUGCCCACCUCUGACCCCUGACCCCUUGGACACUGUCCAUCCCAGGCUGGUCCCAUCACAGGUGGACAAAGCAGACGGGACCCCUCUAGGGGUCCUCAGCACCCUAGAGCCACUUCUUCGCCUGCAGAGAACAUGGGGGGUGUGGCAUGUGCCAGAGCUGGAUACCCAGGAGGCAGAGGCCCUCGUGGGGCUGUGGCCACUGGGGAGUUUCUUGGUCACAGGACGUGACCUCAGCCAGGUCCUGGUGUUGAGGACAGGACCUUUACCAGGAGGAGUCAACACUUACCAGAUCCAGAAGAUUCCUGGAGGUGUGACCCUGGAAUCCUCCAACCUCUGCAUGCCAGACCUGCCCCAUCUCCUGGCCUUUCUAUCAGCCAGCAGGGAUGUUCUGCCCAGAACCCUACUCCUGCCCCCUCCCACUCUAGGGCCUGGAGAUGAACACAGAGAUCCUCUGCAGAUCGGCGGCAUCCAACAGGACACCCCAGGGAAGGUGCUUUCCAUUAUGAACCAACUCUACCUGGAGACCCAAAGAGGCUGGGGGAAGGAGCAGACCCCCCAAGAAAUAGAGCCAGAGGCUUCCCAGAGAUAUGAUCCAGCCCCCAGGAACCCUGCGCCUCACGGAGUCUCCUGGGUGAAAGGCCCGCUCAGCCCAGAAGUGGGCCAUCCUGGGCCGGCUCUUGCCAGCCUCCUGGAGGAAGAGGAAGACCCUGAAGGAAGGGAGGAAGAAAGGAAGGACAACCCUGAAGAGGAAGGCCCCGAGGACAUGCUCACCAUUCACAUCCAAGCUCUGGUCAGGGCUCGGAGUAGCUACGUGGCCAGGAAGUACCGAAGUCUUCGGUUGCGCAUAGCCUCGGAUUUGGGGGGUCCCCACAGGCCUGGGGACCCGGCCACAGAGCUGCUUCAGGAUGUGCGGCAGCUCCUUAUUGACCUUCAGGAUCACCUGGCAAAGGACCCCUACAUCCAGGCUGUCUCUGGGAGCAAGGGUCCUGGAGUCUCCAAGAAGGAUGAAGAUCCAGGCCCUGCGCUGGAGACGGCCGUGUGCCAGGCGGUGCUGGAGCCCCUGAAACCGGCGCUGUGGACGCGCCUCCGCACGCUCCGAGCGCCAGAGCUGCGGCGGCUGCGGAGGCGACAAACAGCCCUGCGGGCGGGGGCGGGGCCUCCGGGAGCACAGGGGGCGGGGCCUGAGGGUCAGGGCCCCGCCCCCGCCUUGCGGAGCCGCAUCCACGCGCGCCUUGCGCACCUCCACGCCGCCUGCGCCCCGCGCCGCAAGGUGGCGCUCCUGUUGGAGGUGUGCGAAAAUAUCUACGAGGGUCUGGCUCAGGGCGAGAACCAAGAUCCCCUGGGGGCCGACGCCUUCCUGCCGGCGCUGACAGAGGAACUCAUCUGGAGCCCGGACAUUGGGGAGACGCAGCUGGACGUGGAGUUUCUUAUGGAGCUCUUGGAUCCAGACGAGCUGCGGGGAGAGGCCGGGUACUACCUGACCACGUGGUUUGGGGCGCUGCACCACAUUGCCCACUACCAGCCCGAAACGGACCGCGCGCCCCGGGGGCUCAGCUCCGAGGCCCGCGCCUCCCUGCACCAGUGGCACCGCAGGCGGACGCUGCAUAGAAAGGAACAUCCCAGAGCCCAGGUGACUACCCUUCCGGCGGCAGGUGGAAGGGAGGGUGAGACCUGGUGCCCUUCUCAGGCAGCUCCAACCUCUCCCUACAGGCCAACCUCCCCUUUAAGGAGCCGUGGGCAGAAGAGACUGUGCCAGGGACCAAUCACGACUAGGGGUUCCACACCCCUCCUCACACCCCGCCGUUCACGUCUGUAAUCCCAACACUUUGGGAGGCCAAGGUGGGAGGAUCGCUUGAGCCCAGGAGUUUGAGACCGGCCUGGGCAAAAUAGUGGGACCCCGACUCUACCAAAAAAAUAAAGAAAAAUUAGCCAGUCUUGGUGGCACACUCCUGUGCUUUGCAGUUUUACAGAGGGGUGUCAGAGAAACCCUCAUUGAGGUAACAUCUGCAGAAGGCCUGAAGGAAGGAAGGGGAAGAGCAGUGAUACUAGGAAGAGCAUUCCAGGAAGUAGGAUGAGCCCGUGCAAAGGCCCAGAGGUGGGCUGUUCCCUUUUUCCUGGAAUCCCUCCCUCCUCCUUGUUGCUCCUAAACCACAUGGGUUAGGAGUCUGGACUGACCCAGGUGCGCCUGGCAUCUUGCUUGAGGAACGGGGGUGUUUUGUUUUGUUUUUGAAAGGUCCCGGCUGGGUGUGGUGGCUCACCCCUGUAAUCCCAGCACUUUGGGAGGCAGAGGCGGGCAGAUCAAAAGUCAAGAGUUUGAGACCAGCCUGACCAACAUGGUGAAAACCCAUUUCUAUUAAAAAUACAGGGCCGGGCACGGUGGCUCACGCCUAUAAUCCCAUCACUUUGGGAGGCUGAGACAGGUGGAUCACGAGGUCAAGAGAUCAAGACCAUCCUGGUCAACAAGGUGAAACCCCAUCUCUACUACAAAUACAAAAAAAUUAGCUGGGCAUGGUGGUGCAUGCCUGUAGUCCCACCUACUCGGGAGGCUGAGGCAGGAGAAUUGCUUGAACCCAGGUGGAGGUUGCAGUGAGCUGAGAUCGUGCCAUUGCACUCCAGUCUGGGUAACAACAGUGAAAUUCCGUCUCAAAAAAAAAAAAAUUAGCCAGGUGUGGUGGGAAGUACCUGUAAUACCAGCUACUCAGGAGGCUGAGGCAGAAGAAUCCCUUGAACCCGGGAGGUGGAGGUUGCAGUGAACCAAGAUUGUGCCACUGCACUCCAGCCUGGACCAGAGAGCAAGACUCCAUCUGAAAACAAAACAAAAGAAGAAGAAGAAGAAGGUCUCUCUCUGUCGCCCAGGCUGGAGUGCAGUGGCAUGAUUUCAGCUCACUGCAGCCUUAACCUCCUAGGCUCAAGCAGUCCCCCUGCCUCUACCUACCAAAUAGCUGAGACUACAGGCACCUACUACCAUGCCUAAUUUUUAACAUUUUUGUAAAGAUGGGAGUCUCUGUUUGUUACCCAGGCCGGUCUCAAACUCGUAACCUCAAGCAGUCCUCCCACCUCGGCCUCCCACAGUGCUGGGAUUACAGGUGUGAGCUGCCGCACCCAGUCCUGAUUUUCUUUUUUCCCAAAUAGUGCAUCAUUUCCUAACAUCCCAUGCAUUUAUGUAUUUCAUUGUUCAUAGUAGCUACAAUUUUUUUUUCUUUUUUUUUGAGACGGAGUUUCGCUCUUGUUACCCAGGCUGGAGUGCAAUGGCGCAAUCUCGGCUCACUGCAACCUCCACCUCCUGGGUUCAGGCAAUUCUCCUGCCUCAGCCUCCGAGUAGCUGGGAUUACAGGCACGCGCCACCAUGCCCAGCUAAUUUUUUGUAUUUUUAGUAGAGAUGGGGUUUCACCAUGUUGACCAGGAUGGUCUCGAUCUCUUGACCUCGUGAUCCACCCGCCUCGGCCUCCCGAAGUGCUGGGAUUACAGGCGUGAGCCACCGUGCCCGGCCAGUAGCUACAAUUUAAACAACUAAAAAGAAACAAGUGAAGUUAACAUGAAUUACAAUAUGUCUGAUUUAACCCAAUGUAUCCCAAAUAUUAUCACUUGAACAAGUAUCCAUAUUAAAAAGUUACUAAAAUAUCUAAAACUUUCUGUGUUUGUGUAUGUGUAUAGUAAAGCUUUAAAAUUUACUGGCCUGUAAUCCCAGCAUUUUGGAGGCCAAGGUGGCCCAAUCACCUGAGGUCGGGAGUUCAAGACCAGCCUGACCAACAUGGUGAAACCCCAUCUUUAAAUAAAAAGAAGGAAAGAAAUUUACUGUGUAUUUUACACUGAAUCACAUCACAGUCUGGACUAGUCACAUCAUUUCUUUUCUUUUUCUUUUUCAUUUUUCUUUUUCUUUUUUUUUUUUUUUUGAGAUGCAGUUUCAUUCUUGUUGUCCAGACUGGCAUGCAGUGGCACGAUCUUGGCUCAUGGCAACCUCCUCCUCCCUGGUUCAGGUGAUUCUCCUGCCUCGGCCUACCGGGUAGCUGGGAUGACAGACAUGUGCCACUAUGCCCCGUUAAUUUUGUGUUUUUAGUAGAGACGAGGUUUCUCCGUGUUGGUCAGGCUGGUCUCGAACUUCUGACCUCAGGUGAUCCACCUGCUUUGGCGUCCCAAAGUGUUGGGAUUACAAGCAUGAGUCACUGCACCCAGCCUGGACUAGUCACAUUUCAAGUGCUCACUAGCUACACAAGGUUUCGAGCUACCCUUUUGGACAGCACAGCCUUGGAAUGUCAGUUCUGGGAGAUUGGGGAUCUCUGUUUUGUCUAUAGCUGUGUCUUCCUGAGUGCCUAGACCGGUACCUGGUACACAGUUAUAAAUACUUGCUGGAUGAAUGAGUGAACAAAGCUCUGUAGUAGGCUGGAAAACAGGUCCCAAAAGACACCUGUGUUUUACUCUCUAAAAUCCACUACUGUUACUUAAUUUUUUAAAAUUUUUAUUUUGACAUGCUAUUUUGACAAAUGUUUCUUUCCUUCUUUCUCUUCCUUCCUUCUUUUCUUUUCUUUUCUAGACUGAGUCUCACUCUGUUGCCCAGGCUGGAGUGUAGUGGUGUGAUCUUGGUUCACUGCAACCUCCGCUUCCCAGGUUCAAGUGAUUCUCCUGCCUCAGCCUCCCAGGUAGCUGGGAUUACAAGUGGUCCAUCCUCCUAGGCCUCAAAAAGUGCUGGAAUUACAGGCGAGAGCCACUGUGUCCCGCCCCUUACUUUAUCUGGAAAUGCUCUUUGCAGAUGUUAUUAAGAAUCGUUUUCUUUUUUUUGAGACGGAGUCUAGCUCUGUUGCCCAGGCUGAAGUGAAGUGGUACAAUAUCUGCUUGGAUUCAAGUGAUUCUCCUGCCUCAGCCUCCCAAGUAGCUGAGAUUACAAGCACAUGCUGACACUGCACCUGGCUAAUUUUUUUUUUUUUUUUUUUUUGAGAUGGAGUUUCGCUCUUGUAGCCCAGGCUGGAGUACAAUAGUGUGAUCUCAGCUCACCACAACCUCCACCUCCCGAGUUCAAGCGAUUCUCCUGCCUCAGCCUCCUGAGCAGCUGGGAUUAUAGGCAAGCACCACCACACAUGGCUAAUUUUGUAUUUUUAGUAGAGAUGGGGUUUCACCAUGUUGAUCAGGCUGGUCUUGAACACCUGACCUCAAGUGAUCCGCCCACCUUGGCCUCCCAAAGUGCUGGGAUUACAGGUGUGAACUACUGCACCCAGCAUUUCUUUUUUUGAGACAGAAUCUCGCUCUGUUACUCAGGCUACAGUCCAGUGGUGCAAACUUCGCUCACUGCAAUCUCUACCUCCUAGGUUCAUGUGAUUCUCCUGCCUCAGACUUCCAAUUAGCUGGGAUUACAGGCAAGUGACACCACGCCCAGCAAAUUUUUAUAUUUUUAGUGGAGACAGGGUUUUGCCAUGUGAGCCAGGCUGCUCUACAAACGCCUAGCCUCACGUGAUCUGCCAGCCUCUUUCUCCCAAAGUGCUGGGAUAACAGGCAUGAGACACCAAGCCUGGCAUAAUUUAAGAAUAUUAAAGUGGGAGGCUGGGUGAGGUAGCUCACGCCUGUAAUCCCAGCACUUUGGGAGUCCGAGGCGGGCGGAUCGCUUGAAGUCACCAUUGUUUUUGAAAGCCAAAAGAUGGCCAGGCGCGGUGGCUCAAGCCUGUCAUCCCAGCACUUUGGGAGGCCGAGGCGGGUGGAUCACGAGGUCAAGAGAUCGAGACCAUCCUGGUCAACAUGGUGAAACCCCGUCUCUAUUAAAAAUACAAAAAAUUAGCUGGGCAUGGUGGCACGUGCCUGUAAUCCCAGCUACUCAGGAGUCUGAGGCAGGAGAAUUGCCUGAACCCAGGAGGCGGAGGUUGCGGUGAGCCGAGAUCUCGCCAUUGCACUCCAGCCUGGGUAACAAGAGCGAAACUCCGCCUCAAAAAAAAAAAAAAAACCAAAAGCUUGAGACUGGCUGUGCUGGACAUCAAAGCAAGAAGUAUUGGGGGACUGCAGGAUGUGGCCCCGAUCUUAUCUUCCUCCAGAACAGAGUUGGCAGCCAGACCCCAGCAGACCACAGGGAAUCCGUCUCCUCCUUCAGGGAAUAGCAGCAGUCUCGGGGGCAAAGAAUUUCACUGCAUUGAUUUAUUUAUGUGUUUAUGUAUGUGUU
Callithrix jacchus (white-tufted-ear marmoset) is the source of this 8472-nucleotide messenger RNA. NCBI's taxonomy places the organism in Eukaryota, Metazoa, Chordata, Mammalia, Primates, Cebidae. The record is from RefSeq and is a predicted model, not a curated record.